AAAGAAUGGAUGGCCAAGAGUAGAUUUGAACGAAAUUAAUGGCAAUAAAAUCUGUGAUCCAACAAGAUCCCAUACGAUUCUCACCUUUUAACACAAAAAUCUUGAGGAUUAUGUUACCAACUUUUUCUAUCUUAUUCAUAGAUAGAACAAUAUCAGCAUCGGAUCCUUUAAAACCAUCCAUGUAUAGCACAACCCCAUUUAUCACAUUCACUCACCCAACACUCUCUCUCUCUCUCUCUCUCUCUCUCCUCUUAUAUAUAUAUAAACACACCCACCCACCUUCACCUAUUAAUCUGCAAUGGACAUCUUCUUCGAACCCUUCAGUGGGGAGGGAUUCUGCAUUGAAGUUGGUUUUUUUGACACAGUUCUUGAGAUCAAAGAGAAGAUUCAAAAGUACCAAAACAUCCCAGUUGCAGCACAAACCCUAAUCUUCAAUGGCGAGGUUCUUCAAGAUGAAUCCAAUGUUCAUUCCAGUGACUUAGUCCACAACUCUUACAUACAGCUCAUCAGCAGCUGCCCGGAAAAACCAGCAACCAAGGCCGAGAGCUCACCGCCACUGUCCCCGGCGGCCAGCAGAGUCCAGCUCUUGAUAAACAUUCCAACGUCAAAGUCACAGCAGUUCCCUCUUUGCAUGCACAGCAGAGGCACCAUAAGAGAGUUGAAGGAGAACAUCCAUGCAGUCAUGGAAACGCUAUGUGUUCAACAGUUGGUGCUGUAUUCAGAUGGCUCAGAGUUGCAGGAUCAUUGGUCUUUGCAUCAGUCUGGGCUUUCGGAUGGUUCGGAGAUCGAUGUCGGGUUUAUGGCUGGUGCAAUGGGGAGUAGUUGCUUUAAGAAGCUGAAGGUGAUGGUGGUGCUGCCAAGAUGUGGAGGAAAGAAAACUGCAGUUGAAGUGAACGGGUCAGACAAAGUGAGAGUGCUGAGGAUGGAACUGGACAAGUUGCAGAAGUGCCUUCAAUUUUAUCUCCCUAAGGAUGGCUACUACUUCAUAUACAAGGAGCAUGUGAUGGACGAGGAUCGGUCCUUUCGAUGGCACCAUGUUGGCCAAGGUGAUACCAUAGACAUCUCCCCUACAAGUAUAAGCACCCAUUGGCCAUGAAAUUUAUCUUGCUUCGUCUGUUUUGAUGAUGAUCGUGUAAUGGCUGCUUGUGUAAUUUCAUGUAAAAAUAUAAGCUAAGUAAAUAAGAAUAGAGUGUAAUAAUAACUUAUGUCUAAAAUAUACUAAUUCUUAUAUAAAAA
This is a messenger RNA of Vitis vinifera (wine grape), 1236 nucleotides long. Its product is annotated as polyubiquitin-like. Lineage: Eukaryota; Viridiplantae; Streptophyta; Magnoliopsida; Vitales; Vitaceae. The transcript has a single exon. Gene Ontology annotation, cellular component: cytosol; nucleoplasm. Gene Ontology annotation, molecular function: polyubiquitin modification-dependent protein binding; ubiquitin binding; proteasome binding. Gene Ontology annotation, biological process: proteasome-mediated ubiquitin-dependent protein catabolic process. Bases 299 to 1096 code for a protein of 265 amino acids. The record is from RefSeq and is a predicted model, not a curated record.